AUGGCGUUGCUGGCGCUGCCUUGCCCUGAGCCUGCCUUGCUCAACCGCGCCUGCCUGCAGCUGGCUAACAUCGUGGAGAGCAUCCGGCAGCUGGGGCUGCGAGGGAGCCCGGGGACAGAGCCAGGGCUGGGGACCCCGCUCUGCGCCCAGCAUGACGAGCGCCUCAAGCUCUUCUGCGAGGAGGACGAGGAGGCCAUCUGCGUGGUGUGCCGGGAGUCCCUGCACCACCGCCCGCACACCGUCUACCCCAUCGAGGAGGCCGUGCAGGUGUACAAGGUCAAACUCCAGAAAUCCCUGGAGCAUCUUUUGAAGGAAGCGGAGGAGGUGAAGAAGCGUGAGUCAGCGGAAAGGAUGAAAACCCAGGAGUGCAAGGAGACGGUGAAGAAGAAGCGGGAGAGGAUUGUGAGCGAGUUCGGGAAGCUGCAUCGACUGCUGGCCGAUGAGGAGAAGCUGCUGCUCCAGAAGCUGGAGGAGGAGGAGAAGCGGAUUCUGCUGCUGAUCAAUGAAAACCUGUCCAGGCUGGUGGAGCAGAAGUGCUUUCUGGAAGAGCUGAUCCUGGAGAUAAAGGAGAAGGCCCAGCAGCCAGCUGAUGGGCUGCUCAAGGACAUGAAAAGCGUCCUGUGCAGGUGCGAGGGAGUGAAGUUCCUGUCUCCCAGGGCUGUGUCUGUGUCCCUGAAGGAAAACUACAGCAUCCCUGAACGCUGCCUGGGCAUGAGGGACAUGCUGAAGAAGUUCAAAGUGGACGUGACUCUGGACCCUGAGACAGCACACCCUGACCUCUCCCUGUCCGAGGACCGCAAGAGCGUGCGCCGCGGGAGCAAGAAGCUGCUCCUGUCCCUCUUUGACAACGCCAAGAGGUUCAGUACUGCUCCCGUGGUGCUGGGCAGUCAGGUCUUCUUCACGGGCCGCUGCUACUGGGAGGUGCAGGUGGGAGACAAGCCCGAGUGGGGUUUGGGGCUGUGCAGGGAGUCUGCCAGCCGGAAGGGCAAUGUCCUCUUCUCCCCAAACAACGGCUACUGGGUGCUGCGGCUGCAAAGCGGGGGCAACUAUGAGGCCCUCACCUCACCUGUCUCCCCGCUGACCCUGAGCGUGAGGCCCCGGCGCAUCGGGAUCUUCCUGGACUACGAGGCAGGAGAAAUCUCCUUUUACAACGUGAGCGACCGCUCCCACAUUUACACCUUCACCGACAAGUUUUCUGGGAACCUCCGGCCUCUCUUCUUCCUGGGUGCCUUUUUGGGGGGCAGGAACACAGAGCCCUUGGUGAUCUCCUGGGUCAGGGACACGCAGGGGUCCGGGUGCAUCAUCCUAUGA
Molecule: messenger RNA, 1311 nt
Organism: Mesitornis unicolor (brown roatelo)
Lineage: Eukaryota; Metazoa; Chordata; Aves; Mesitornithiformes; Mesitornithidae
Product: E3 ubiquitin-protein ligase TRIM39-like
Exons: 7
Coding region: 1-1311 (436 amino acids)
Molecular function (GO): protein binding; zinc ion binding
Source: RefSeq, a predicted model, not a curated record